AUGUCUACCGCCAUUUUGGAAGAGAAGGUCAUCGUUGCUGACGACGUGUUCACGGCUACUACCAUCGAUCUGGUGCCCAAGCCCCAGGCUCGCAAUGAUCUGUCUAUCCACUUCGAAUCCUUUUAUGGGGUGAAGCCUCGUCAUGUCUCCUCUUCGUUCAAGAUCAGUCUGUCAGAUCUCAGCUAUCAACCCAAGGUCGAGAGACCUACCGCGGACUGGGCUGUGACUGCAGCAUUCCAGGCCUUCAGAUCCUUCCAAGUCGCUGGCUACAGCCCCGUUCGUCGGUUCGCGACCAUUGGGACUGGGUCAGGAACCGAUGCUGUGGGCGCCCUCGAGGUCUUCUUCCCUGAGCUGACCAGCGUCACCAUGACCGACCUCUCGCCUGAGGUGGUUGCAACCGCCAAAAUGAAUCUGAUCUCCGCGGUCCAUGACUCCCGGAAGACCAUCCAGACGGUGGCGCUCGAGGCCACUGCCUUGACGGGGUACUGUUUAGAGCCAUUGAAAGGACAGCCAGUGUUCGACCUGAUUUACGAGUGUGUUGAUCUCGUUCCAUUUACUCCUUCGAACUUGCCCAACAUUCCCCUCCCCGAGGGGGCCACCCUCCUGGAGGAACAGACAUCAUCGACCUACUUCUCUGCUGCCGAUCUCCCAUAUCAGAUUCCUCCCUUCGUUGCAUCCGCGCUCCUCGACUUACACUACACCAGCCUCGUCCAGGCUCGCGUCUUCGGCCUCCUCAGCCCGUCCGGGGUCGUCCUGUCCAGUAUUGGCGGACGGGUGCCGGUCGCCAAGAUGCUCGCUCUCGCGGACGCCGCCGGCUACGCCGGACGGACCCUCUCCAUGAGUUGGAAAGAGCAAAGUGAACCUGACUCGGUGAUCGGGGGGUAUGCAACCCAGCAGCAGAAGGGAUUGGGUCCGUUCUACUUCUAUCGCACCACCACUCUCCGACGCGUCUUUCACGGUCGGACUCCGGCAGGUGCUGCUCUUUGGGCGCUGCAGAUUGAGCGGGAAUUACUCCCGGAGCGCAUUGAUGCCAUCACAGCCUUGAAAUUGCACCACGAAGGGGUGGAGUUGGGUCAUCCGGUUGUGGUGAUGGCGAGCGUUCUCCGGUGA
Aspergillus japonicus CBS 114.51 is the source of this 1110-nucleotide messenger RNA. RefSeq lists its product as uncharacterized. Bases 1 to 1110 code for a protein of 369 amino acids. The record is from RefSeq and is a predicted model, not a curated record. Lineage: Eukaryota; Fungi; Ascomycota; Eurotiomycetes; Eurotiales; Aspergillaceae. The transcript is spliced from 4 exons.